AGUAUCACCUGGAAGAGGAAUGGAAUCCAAAUCAUCAAUGGAGUUAGCAGUUUGGGGAGACGUCUUGUUAUCGCAAACCCAACUUCAACUGACGUUGGAAUGUAUGUCUGUGAGACACAACUGAAAAACAGCCCCAUCAAGCCUGAAAGAGCUAAAGCCUUUCUAUCUAUCCUGGAGCCCCCGUAUUUUACUGCCGAACUAGAAAACCGGAUUUUGGUAGAGGUAGAGAAGACGGUGCACAUCUCAUGUCAAGCAAUGGGCAUCCCAGGGCCUAUUCUAGCUUGGUAUAAGGAUGCUGUCCCCAUCAGCCAACUAGUUAGUCCUCGUUAUACGAUCCUCCUCAAUGGGACUCUUCAGAUCUGGAGAGCGCAGCCAGAGGAUUCUGGAAUCUUUCAAUGUUUUGCAAGGAAUGAGGUUGGCGAGAUAGAGAGCCAUACCUACCUUGAAGUCACCAAUGUUGCGCCCAUAUUCUCCUGGCCCCCAGCAGAUGCUACUGUUACCGAAGGGAUGAGUGCCAUCUUAAGAUGCGACGUUUCUGGAGCACCAAAGCCUGCCAUAGCAUGGAAAAGGGGGAAUCAGAUUUUGGCCAGUGGCUCCGUUCAGCUCCCCAGGUUCCGUCUCCUUGAGUCUGGAGGGCUCCAGAUAACCCCCGUCUUUCUCCAAGAUGCUGGUGUCUACACUUGCUGUGCGGCCAACUCAGAAGGAGCCCUGAAUGCGUCUGCUGCUCUCACCGUAUGGAAUCGCACUUUUAUUGUUCGCCCUCCAGAGGAUAGCACCGUUAUUAAGGGAACCACAGCGAUGCUUCAGUGUGAAGCUGCUCAUGAUCCAAGAAUUUCAAUCAGGUAUAUUUGGAAGAAGGACUCCGUUGUCAUCAAUCCAUCUAGCAGCUCCCGAAUUACUAUCGAGAAAGAUGGCAGUCUCGUUAUUGGCCAAACGUGGUCUGGCGACAUUGGAGACUACACCUGUGAAGUCAGUUCCUUUGGAGGAAAUGAUUCAAGGGUGGCUCGAAUGGAAGUGAUAGAGCUGCCUCAUCCACCGCAGAACCUUCUCGCCACUUUGAACUCUUCCUUCAGCCGCAGUGUCAUCCUCUCCUGGGUGCGUCCUUUUGACGGAAACAGUCCGGUCCUGUAUUACAUUGUCGAAGUGUCUGAGAACAAUUCUCCCUGGAAAGUUCAUCUCUCCAAUAUCGAUCCAAAGCUGACCAGCAUCACUGUGAGCGGGUUAACACCAGCCCGUACCUACCAGUUUAGAGUGUGUGCUGUUAACCAAGUGGGCAAAGGCCAGUACAGCCUAGAAACCAGCAGGUUAAUGUUACCAGAAGAACCUCCAAGCGCUGCACCAAAAAACAUUGUGGCUAGUGGGCGGACUAAUCAGUCUAUUAUGGUCCAGUGGCAACCUCCUCCCGAAAGUGAACAUAAUGGUGUUCUCCAUGGUUAUAUCAUAAGAUAUCGCUUAGCAGGCCUUCCUGGGGAGUAUCAAUUCAAGAACAUAACCAGCGCAGAGAUAAACUACUGCUUGAUCAAAGACCUGAUCAUCUGGACUCAGUAUGAAAUCCAGGUGGCAUCUUAUAAUGGAGCCGGUCUGGGGGCCUUUAGCAGAGCAGUCACUGAAUACACAUUGCAAGGAGUGCCCACUGCACCACCUCAGAACGUCCAGGCAGAAGCAGUGAACUCAACCACCAUCCAGUUCUUCUGGAACCCUCCUCCACAACAAUUCAUCAACGGGAUCAACCAGGGAUACAAGCUCUUGGCGUGGCCAGUUGAUGUGCCAGAUGCUAAGACCACAGUCACCAUUCCUCCAGAUUUUCAUGGCGUCCACAGUGGAUACAUAACCAACCUGAAGAAAUUUACUGCUUACUACACAUCGAUCCUUUGCUUCACCACCCCAGGGGAUGGGCCGCGGAGUCCACCACAGCUACUGAAGACUCAUGAAGACAAACCAGGAACGGUGGGACAUCUGAGCUUCACGGAGAUUCUGGACACUUCACUCAAGGUCAGCUGGCAAGAACCUGUUGAGAAAAACGGCAUCAUUAUGGGCUACCAAAUCUCCUGGGAGGUCUACAGCAGGAAUGAAUCUCGUCUUGCUCGCACUCUUGCUAACACAACCCUUGAGUACAAAAUUACAGGCUUGUCAUCUCUUACCACCUACACAAUUGAAGUAGCAGCAAUGACAGCAAAGGGAACCGGCUCGGUCACUUCAUCUACCAUCUCAUCAGGAGUUCCCCCAGAGCUUCCUGGUGCACCUUCCAAUUUGGUCAUCUCAAACAUCAGCCCUCGGUCUGCAACCCUUCAGUUCCGGCCUGGAUAUGAUGGAAAAACCUCUGUCUCUAAAUGGAUAGUGGAGGGCCAGGUUGGGGUAAUAGGAGAGGAAGAAGAAUGGAUAACUUUGUGCGAAGUGGAGAAAGAGUCGAAUGCUCAAUUGUUGGAGAUCCCAAACCUCACACCUUACACUCAUUACAGGUUCAGGAUGAAACAGAUGAACAUUGUUGGGCAAAGCCCAUUGAGCCAACCCUCACGUGUCAUUCAGACCCUCCAGGCACCACCAGAUGUGGCACCAGGGAGUGUGACAGUGCGUACUGCCAGUGAGACGAGCUUGUGGGUUCGCUGGGUGCCUCUGCCUGAUGCCCAAUACAAUGGGAACCCCGAGUCAGUCGGUUACCGGAUCAAGUACUGGUGUGCGGACAUGCAGUGUCCUGCCCUGACAAAGGUCAUCAGUGACCGACUGGAGAUGGAACUCACCGUCGAGGACCUGCAGGAGUGGACGGAGUACGAACUGCAGAUCCAGGCCUUCAAUGCCAUUGGAUCAGGACCCUGGAGCGAGGUGGUGCGAGGCCGUACGCGGGAGUCAGUUCCUUCGGCUUCUCCAGUGAAUGUCUCCGCUGAAGCCGUGAGCUCCACGCAGAUCCUUCUGAACUGGGCAGCUGUGCCUGAACCCGAGCAAAACGGGCUCAUCCUUGGCUACAAGAUUUUGUAUAAGGCCAGAGAUGGGGAAAGCCAGCAAAGCAGUCAGGUGGUCAGGGGGAACCACACCCUUUCUGUCCUGCUAACUGGCCUGCAGAAGUAUGUGGUGUAUGAGAUUCAGGUGCUGGCAUUCACACGCAUUGGAGACGGGGUUCCCAGCACUCCACCAAUCACUGAGCAAACUAAGGAUGAUGUCCCAGGCCCCCCAGUGCGGUUGGUAUUUCCUGAAGUGAGGCUGACGUCAGUGCAAAUUAUGUGGCAGCCACCUGAAGAACCAAAUGGAAUUAUUCUUGGAUACCAGAUUGCUUACCGUCUGGCAACCAGCAGCCCCAACAGGUUCACCACGGUGGAAGUUGGCUCAACAGUUCAACAGUUUGUGGCUACAGAUCUCUCCCCUGAAUCAGCAUACAUUUUCCGAGCCUCCGCCAAGACCCGUCAGGGCUGGGGUGAGCCCUUGGAAGCAACUGUGAUCACUACAGAAAAGAGGGAACGGCCAGCCCCUCCCAGGGAACUAAAAGUCCCUCAGUCUGAAGUGACAUCCCGGAGUUUACAGCUACAUUGGGUUCCUGGAAGCGACGGCUCUUCUCCAAUACGUUACUUUACCAUUCAAAUGAAAGAGCUACCGGAUAGCGAUUGGAAAACAUAUUCUUCCUCUGUCAGCCACAAAGCUACCUCCUGUUUGAUUGACAGGUUGAACCCCUUUACCUCUUACAAGUUCCGCCUGAAAGCUACUAACGAUGUUGGAGACAGCGACUUUGGCGCUGAGACGGAGGCGGUCACUACGUUGCAGGAUGUUCCAGGUGAACCACCAAAUUCUGUGUCUGUGACCCCAUACACGACAUCCUCGGUUCUGGUGCAGUGGCAGCCUCCAAAGGUAGAAAGUCUGAAUGGUCUCCUUUUGGGAUAUCGUAUUUAUUACCGGGAGCUGGAACCUGAAAGCACUGGAUCAGGAGCAGAGUCCAAAGUCCUUAAAAACCCAUCAGCUUUACGAGCAGAAAUUACACCCCAAAGCAUCUUCAAGGCAGUGAACAGCAGCUCUGUCUUAACAACCUACGAAUUAACAAAAUUGAAAAAGUACAAGAGGUAUGAAGUGGUCAUGACCGCAUAUAACAUCAUUGGGGAAAGCCCUGCCAGCGCCCCUGUGGAAGUCUACGUUGGCGAAGCGGCUCCAGCAAUGCCUCCCCAGAAUAUCCAUAUCAGUGCCAUGUCUGCAAGUCAGCUGGAGAUCACCUGGGAUCCACCUCCCGUGGACAGCCAGAAUGGAAACAUACAAGGCUACAAGGUUUAUUAUUGGGAGGAAGACAGUCAGAAUGACACUGAAAAAGUGAAGGUCCUUUUCCUCCCAGAUACAAGCAUCCGGCUCAAAAACCUGACCAGUUACUCCAAGUACCUGGUCUCUAUUUCCGCUUUUAAUGCAGCAGGGGAUGGACCCAAGACAAGCCCCGGGGAAGGCAGGACUCUCCAGGCAGCGCCAAGUGCCCCCAGUUUCUUGAUUUUCUCUGAAAUCACAUGCUCUACACUUAAUGUGUCUUGGGGAGAACCAGCAGCAGCGAAUGGGAUCUUGCAGGGUUAUCGAGUAAUCUAUGAACCUUUGGCUCCAGUUCAAGGGGUGAGCAAAGUGGUGACCGUGGACAUCAAGGGCAAUUGGCAGCGUUGGCUAAAAGUCAGAGAUCUCACCAAAGGAAUGACCUACUUGUUUCGGGUGCAAGCCAAGACCAUUAUCUAUGGACCUGAGCUGCAAGCCAACAUCACAGCUGGGCCAACAGAGGGAUCUCCUGGUCCUCCGCAGCACUUGCUGGUCUCAAAAACCGCCUCUGGAAUCACUUUAUACUGGACAGAGGGAGUUUCAGGAGUUAAGCCUAUCACUGGCUAUGUCAUAGAAAGUAGGCCUUCAGGCUUUGAUGCCAUUGGCGUGAUGAAGCAGCUCCUUUUCUGGAUUCCUGCUGCCUGAGACAGAAUCUCUACAUGUACAGGAUGGAUCCACAGAGCAAAGCCCAGACGUGGAUUCUCAGGGUGCUGGAACAGGGGAAAAUGCACCCUAUUCUCUCUUUCAUGAUAGUUAUCUCUCAGUCUGGCUGUCUCACGAGAUUUGAAAUAGAAACAGAGUGAGGGUCUGAUACUCCUGAGAGAAGCACUUCUCUUCCCCAAGGACAACCAUGAAAUUAGAUUUCAUUCAGCCCCAACCUGGUUUAUGAGAAGCUGAAGGAGAGAGGCACAACUAGCUGUAGAACUCCCAUCCAUAACUCUUGACUUGCUUGUUCAGAGCAGAGUCCAAGCCCACGAAGGAAGGACGCUUCCUGUUAAGGUUGACACAGGGUAGUAUUCUCUACUUACGUUUCUGGGCUCACACCGCUGUUACUGUACAGUGGGUUCUCUUCUGGAUCUACUCCAUUUCCACUGUGGAGGAUCCCAUUACCUUGAGUAGUCCCUCGGUUGGGGUGCCACCAGCCAAAGGUUGAUCUCCAUGAAUCCUCUAGAUUCCGAGAAGUGUUUUCUCCUCUGCUGUCCUUGGAACUCUGCACAAUUAUUCGAAGCAUUAUUUCCUAGAAGGCCUUGCUAAGCAUUAGGUCUACCUUGUUUCUCUGAAACCCAGUCACAUCAUGCUCCCGCCACCAUUAAAACUUCCCCUU
Molecule: messenger RNA, 5590 nt
Organism: Python bivittatus (Burmese python)
Lineage: Eukaryota; Metazoa; Chordata; Lepidosauria; Squamata; Pythonidae
Source: RefSeq, a predicted model, not a curated record